Molecule: messenger RNA, 1271 nt
Organism: Culex quinquefasciatus (southern house mosquito)
Lineage: Eukaryota; Metazoa; Arthropoda; Insecta; Diptera; Culicidae
Product: lipopolysaccharide-induced tumor necrosis factor-alpha factor homolog
Exons: 4
Coding region: 200-655 (151 amino acids)
Molecular function (GO): zinc ion binding
Source: RefSeq, a predicted model, not a curated record
GCUGGUUGAGGCCGCUCAGUAAGCUUUAGUCGCUCGACGGAAUCGGACCUUUUUGCCUUCUUCGCAAAGGGGAGGAGAGUGUUCAAGUUUUGUGGGGGCCGCGUGUUCGAUCGCUUUGCGUGGCGUGGAAAUAGUGACAGUUCCGAAGAAAGGUGAUCGAGUGAGAGAAGCCGUUAGUGAAAGGAAGAGUUUUGAAAACAUGGACAACAAAAAUCCACCCUACCCAUCGUCGCAAGCGCCCGGAUUUGUGGCCGGACCAAAUACGCACCAGUUUCAGCCACAACCCGCCGGUUAUCCACAUCCACCGGUGAACCACAGCUAUCCUCAUCCGCCGCCGCCACCACCGUACGAUGCCAACGCCAACAUGAUCCCACCGGGUGGCCACGGGGGACAGCAGCCGACCUACGUUCACACGAUAGUAACAGCACCCCAGGUUGGACCGGAUCCGGCCUCGAUCAGCUGCCCAUCCUGCCAGAAGCACGUCAUCACCAAACUGGACUACGAAACCUCCACCAAAACGCACAUUAUGGCUGGUCUUCUGUGCUUAUUUAUCUGUUGGCCAUGCUUCUGGAUUCCGUACGUCGUGGACACAUGCAAGAACGCCAAUCACUACUGCCCCAACUGUGGCGCCUACAUCGGAACAUAUCGGGGCUAGGGCCUGGACCGACCCAGAAUCCUCCUUCCUCGGCCAUGCGAUGUUAACGACCACUUCAACCCUAUUCCAGCUGCAUUUCUAGCAAAAAAAAAAAAAGAAAAAACCUUCAGCCAAGCCAGUCCUCACGUGGCCACUAGAAAAGUCGACACGAGCAAAUCGGGCAAACAAGAAGAUUUGCUUAAGACUAUUACUUUAUAUCAACGUGUGUGUUAUCUGUGUACAAGAUUGCACCGCGGAAAGAAAAUAAGGACUAUCUUCAUGUAAUAUACCCCGUAAACAAGUGCGACGACGCAAGGCGGGCUUAGUGAGUAGUUUUAAGUGUAUAAAUAAAACCUAUUUGCUGUGUUGUAGUACUUAAGGUGCAUCAUAGACUGGGAGAGAUGUGGAUUUGAAGAACAAAAAAAAGCGCGAAAUAACGCGCAGUGAAGAUGCAAUAAAGUGUAAAUAGGACCUGUUUAAUAAAUAUUGUUACAACGCCGGUUGAUGAUGCGGUUGCAACGACGGGGCGCGCGAGUUCGUUGGACAAGAGAACGCCUUAUUAGAAAUAUAUUUACUACCUUUGCAUUCCUGAACACUGUGAAAAGUAAAUAAACGUUUACUAUAAACUGUGAACAAA